GCGGGGCGAGACGGGAAAAGUUCCGGGAAGGCCGGUUGUCGCUCCCGCUACGCGCAGAAGUUCGAGGUGCCCGGGUCCCCAAGAAGGUCCACAGCCAUGUCGUCUGGGGACGCGAGGUCUGGCAGACAGAACGGCGCCCCGCGCGCGGCCGCCGCGCUCUGUAGCCUGUACCACGAGGCCGGCCAGCAGCUGCAGCGCCUGCAGGACCAGCUGGCCGCGCGCGACGCCCUUAUCGCGAGCCUCCGCACCCGCCUGGCGGCCCUGGAAGGGGACACGGCGCCGUCGCUCGUGGACGCGCUUCUGGAUCAGGUGGAGCGCUUCCGUGAGCAGCUGCGGCGGCAGGAGGAAGGAGCCACCGAGACGCAACUGCGCCAGGAAGUUGAGAGACUAACUGAGCGACUGGAAGAAAAAGAGAGGGAGAUGCAGCAGCUGAUGAGCCAGCCUCAGCAUGAGCGAGAGAAGGAAGUUGUCUUGCUUCGGAGAAGUGUGGCAGAGAAGGAACAAGCCAGGGCUGCCAGUGACAUUCUGUGCCGCUCCUUGGCUGAUGAGACCCACCAACUGCGCAGAACAUUGGCUGCCACUGCCCACAUGUGCCAGCAUCUGGCCAAAUGUCUGGAUGAACGACAGCACGCACAGGGAGAUGUUGGGGAGAGAAGCCCGGAUGAGCUAGGGCAUACAAGCAGCAAUGCUUCUGACAAGAGUGUUGUUGAGAAGUUACAGGAAGAAAAUCGACUAUUAAAACAAAAGGUGACUCAUGUAGAGGACCUCAAUGCUAAGUGGCAGCGCUACGACGCCAGUAGGGAUGAAUAUGUGAAGGGGUUACACGCACAGCUGAAGAGGCGGCAAGUCCCUCAUGAGCCCGAGCUGAUGAAGAAGGAGAUUUCUAGGCUUAACAGACAGUUGGAGGAGAAAAUAAAUGACUGUGCCGAAGCAAAACAGGAGCUGGCAACCGUGAAGAUGGCCCGGGACACUGCGCUGGAGCGAGUGCAGAUGCUGGAGCAGCAGAUUCUUGCUUACAAGGAUGACUUCAAAUCAGAAAGGGCAGAUCGGGAACGAGCUCAUAGUAGGAUUCAAGAACUGGAAGAAAAGGUCAUGUCCUUGAUGUCCCAAGCAUCUCAGAGACAGGACUUCCGGGAGCCAGGACCCUGUCGGAAUCAUUCGGGGAACAAAACUGCCAAGUACUUAGAGAUGGAUGCACUGGAGCAUGUAGCACCUAGUGGCUGGAAGCCCGGGUCUGGGUCCCAACAGAUGGAACUUCCUGAGGGUGGGCAUGUUUAUACUGCCCAUAGAGGUCAGGGUGACCUUCAGUGCCCGCACUGCCUGCGGUGCUUCAGUGAUGAACAAGGCGAGGCAUUCCUCAGGCACCUGUCCGAGUGCUGCCAAUGAGCCAGAGCCACCAUGCCUAUUGCAGCCCCUGACUAGCAUAACUGCUCUAAGGGAUUGGGUAGGUGUCCUUAGACUUAGUCCUCAACUCAGUAUGUUGCAUUCUAGUGGGAUCUAUGGUUACAUAAGGGCAGGGGCACUGAUAGGUCUUUUUUUUUUUUUUUUUUGGCUUGGCCGUGGAUCAGAUGGAACUAUUGGCAGAUCAGAGGGAAGAGAUGGGAUAUCAGGGGCAUCAGGUGGAGUUUGUACCCUAGCUGUCAAUUCAAAGCUGCAAACUAUCUGGUAUGGGAUUACCCAGAGGCCUGCUUGCACCUAGAGUUGUGUUGCUUUGCUGGAAGAAGCUGCUGUGGGAGCAGGGUGUCCACUCCAAGGUGGGAGUUCUGUCCUGUUGUGUAGUGAGGUGUCUCACUCCCAGACUGGUCUGUGCUGUACUAGUUGCAAGUUCACUAGGGUCUUCCCAGACAUAACAGUCACACCGAUGCACCCAGUACCAUCACCAUGCAAUAACACCUAUAUUUCCAGAAGUGAA
Molecule: messenger RNA, 1912 nt
Organism: Mesocricetus auratus (golden hamster)
Lineage: Eukaryota; Metazoa; Chordata; Mammalia; Rodentia; Cricetidae
Gene: Tnip2
Product: TNFAIP3 interacting protein 2
Exons: 6
Coding region: 97-1386 (429 amino acids)
Biological process (GO): regulation of transcription by RNA polymerase II; cellular response to lipopolysaccharide
Molecular function (GO): K63-linked polyubiquitin modification-dependent protein binding
Source: RefSeq, a predicted model, not a curated record